AUGCAGAUCGCAAGAGAACAUAUUCGCGAUGUCGAGUUCCAAGUCUACGAGGCUGCCGACGAUAUCGGCGGAGUAUGGCACCAUAACCGGUACGCCGGAGUCGCCUGUGAUAUUCCAUCACACAGUUAUCAGUUUUCCUUCUGCCAAAAUACGCAGUGGUCAAAGUUCUACGCCCCUGGUGAGGAGAUCCAUAACUAUCUAAAAAGGGUAGUUGGCCACUAUAACCUGCAAAGAUUCAUCAAGCUCAGGCACCGAGUUAUCGGAGCAACUUGGUCUCAAGAAAAGGGAAAAUGGGCCGUCGCUGUACAAAACCUUGAAACGGGAAAAGAGACAGUUGACGAGGCUGACUUUAUUCUGUACGCCACUGGAUUGUUAUCCAAGCCUAAGUGGCCUUCCAUUACGGGGCGAGAAACUUAUCAAGGCCUUCUUCAUCACUCCGCAAAUUGGGAUGCUGCGAAAGAAGAGAAGCAAGACGGCUUUUCGUGGAAAGACAAGAGAGUUGCUGUUAUCGGGGCAGGGUCCAGCGGUAUUCAGAUCAUGCCAGAAAUGCAGAGGAAAGCCAAACAUGUCACCAACUUUGUGAGGAGCAGAACAUGGGUAUCUUCGACGUUUGCAGCUGAUUUCAUGGAAAAGUUUGAUUGUCCCAAAGGUUCCAGCAACCAUACCUUUACGGCUGAAGAAAAGAAGCGCUUCAUGGAUGAAAGCUACUACCAGCAGGUUCGCCGCGAACUCGAACGGGGGCUUAACUCCGUCCACAAGCUCACCGAGCAGGACCAUCCGACACAGCUUGAGGCUAGAAAGGUUGUGGAGCAAGCAAUGAAAGAGAAGCUGGAAGCAAAACCCGAGAUUGCCGAGAAGCUGAUACCAGAUUUCCCGGUGGCUUGCAAGCGUCUCACGCCGGGGCCAGGCUAUCUGGAAUGCCUUUUGGCGGACAAUGUUGAUUUCUGUUCCCAGGAAUUGGCAUGUUUCACCGAGAAAGGGCUGAUGACCGCUGAUGGCUGCGAACGCGAGUUCGACGCCAUUAUCUGUGCAACCGGUUUUGACGUAUCCGCCGUACCCGCUUUCCCCAUUCAUGGCUUGGACAGGGUGAACCUUCAGGAUCUCUGGGCCAAGGAACCAAAGCAAUACUUGGGCGUCUGCAUUCCCCAAAUGCCCAACCUCUUCAUGGUUUUGGGCGCCCAGUCGGGCGUCGGUACAGGCUCGCUUCUUCUCUUGAUGGAGCAGCAAAUCGCCUACGCAACCAAAUGCAUUCAAAAGUGCGCCCGAGAGGGCUACAAAAGCAUCGUCGUCAAAGGGAGUGCAGUGGAUUCGUUUCUCAAAUACACAGAUAACUACUUUGAUAGGACAGUGUUCAACGGGAACUGUAGGUCCUGGUACAAGAACGGAGCCACGGGUAAAGCGAAAAUUAGGACCUUGUGGCCUGGAUCCUGCCUGCACGCCUACACUGCUUUGCGCCAUCCUCGUUGGGAAGACUUUGACUACGAGAGACUGGAUGAAUAUGACCAUCCAAUGGCCUGGCUAGGAAACGGAGACGUGCAACCUGACCUCGAUCGUACGUUCUAUUUCGAAGAACUCUGGGGCAUGCAUAAAGACCAUCCUAUGUUUCAUUAA
Messenger RNA from Colletotrichum graminicola M1.001, 1611 nucleotides. RefSeq lists its product as uncharacterized. The record is from RefSeq and is a predicted model, not a curated record. The transcript has 11 exons. NCBI's taxonomy places the organism in Eukaryota, Fungi, Ascomycota, Sordariomycetes, Glomerellales, Glomerellaceae. Bases 1 to 1611 code for a protein of 536 amino acids. Gene Ontology annotation, molecular function: NADP binding; flavin adenine dinucleotide binding; N,N-dimethylaniline monooxygenase activity.